Molecule: messenger RNA, 798 nt
Organism: Dracunculus medinensis (Guinea worm)
Lineage: Eukaryota; Metazoa; Nematoda; Chromadorea; Rhabditida; Dracunculidae
Source: the annotation of a GenBank genome assembly
AUGUGUUUACCUUUGAAAGCACUAUUGCCUACCACUUCGCAGAGUUAUGAUAAUUCAUUUUACAACCCGUCAAAUGAACUUCAUGGGACUCCUUCGAUAAGCAGUGAUCCUUAUGAUACACGUCAGGGGUCCAUUUCGUUUUGUCCUGCAAUAUUUUCUGGCGAAAAGCCAUCGUCAUUAAGUGAAGAAUGCAUAUCGAUGCAAUUGUAUCCUCAAAAUAGCUAUUUAUACGGAAAGCCAUCAGUAUUGCCACAGUUACCUCAUUCUCAACAAGCUUCAGAUGAAUGGAACAGUAAAUGUCCAUAUAUAGGAAACCAAUAUUCGUCUUCAUAUUUAAACUAUUCUAAUUUGCAUAAUUACUCUGUUCUUAAUCAACAAUGUUGUGAAUCAAUGUCGCCAUCAUCGAGCUCUGAAACUGACGUCGAAUAUGGACAAACCCCUUCAGUUCUAAGCCUCCCGGGCUUAACAGGUCCAAUACAAUUAUGGCAAUUUUUAUUAGAACUUCUGAUGAAUGAAUCGGCUAAAUCAUGUAUAACGUGGACUGGAAACGGAUGGGAAUUUAAACUGAAUGAUCCUGAUGAGGUUGCUAGGAAGUGGGGACUUCGCAAAAACAAACCUAAGAUGAAUUAUGAGAAAUUGUCGCGAGGCUUGCGAUAUUAUUAUGAUAAAAAUAUCAUCCAUAAGACACCUGGAAAACGUUACGUGUAUCGUUUUGUAUGUGAUCUCACCUCACUUCUACAAAUGUCUGCUGAGCAGAUGCACUCGAAAAUGAAUGUUAAACGAGAACUAUUUGACUGA